This is a messenger RNA of Mya arenaria, 2470 nucleotides long. RefSeq lists its product as uncharacterized. The record is from RefSeq and is a predicted model, not a curated record. The transcript is spliced from 2 exons. Bases 143 to 991 code for a protein of 282 amino acids. NCBI's taxonomy places the organism in Eukaryota, Metazoa, Mollusca, Bivalvia, Myida, Myidae.
AAGUUUUUACUCAUUUUUUUCCGAAUAAAUAGGGUAAACGUCUAUUACACUUUUGAGCGCAAUAGAAACAGAUUUGUGAAGAUAUUGUUUGCCAACAAAUGUCUACAGAGUUCUCUCGCGGUGUUCAAAUAACGUUGGUAAAAUGGUGUGGGGUUCCGGUGGGUUUGGCAAUUCCGUAGACGCCGGGAGCAAUGGCGGGAACUGGGGAUCAUCGAGUCAUGGAAGUGGAAGCUGGGGCAGCAGCGGGUUCAGUUCCGGUGAGCCAUGUGGCGGGAACAUCGGCACAGGAGGCUUCGGUUCGAGCAGCUGGGGACACUGCGACCGCCCGGACAACGCAGACCCGCUUGGAACGCAUUCCAACAUGUGCGUCGCCUGCAAUACGACCAACUGGAGUAAUCAGGGUCUCAUGAAGCCACACUAUGAUGAGUCGUGUCCCGGGUGUCGCCGGGAACGCAGCAUGGCGCAGAUGGGCUCGGAACAGUUUGGCGGUUAUGGCUCUCUUGAAUAUGCGGCCGGUUCUAUGGUCCUUGGAUCAAUGUACGCGUAUGCCCAAAGCGAAGGAGGCGAAGAAGCGGAGAAAAAGAAGUCGAAGUUUCUCGGCUUUCUAAAAAAAGGAAAAGAAAACAUCGUUCCACGGAUUCCAAAGAAAGGCCCACCGAAACUCGCGACAACAAGCCUUUGGGGCGACAAAUUGCUAGAAAAACGCAACCACCCUCCUAACAGUAAGUUAUCGAAGAUGGAAAAACUGAAAAAGACAUCGUCGUCGAUAGAGGAGGAGGCGAUGGAAACAAGCAUGACUUCAUCCACAGAAACCGGCGACUUUGAAACAAUAAGCUCCGAUGGACAAGAAGGAACUAUAUCGAGCCCUGAAGUAAAAGGCUUCAAGAGUCUUUGGGACACACAGAGCAAAUCGAAAUUUGGCGGGCCAAGUUUGUGGGGGUUAGGCGGAAACAGAAAAAUUCGCAUGGCAAAUAAAAGUAUCUUUACUUAAAAGGUGGACACAACAUUAAGCUUAUGUGUUAUCUUCCAUAAUGAACAUAAAUUAUUUUUUUAUAAAUAGUCAAAUGCUUUAAUCCAAAAGCCGUUUUGUUUGUGGUUAAAUACAUAUAAUAGUAUUUUUCACGUUCUGCAGAAAAAAAUAGGACUGGGUCAGCACUGACGCAGCCCGAAUGAGGCGUUAAAGACAAUCGGAACAUCUCGGCCAUCUCCGUCAUAGUGAUACGACGACUAGUUUUCGGUGGUAAAUGACCGAGAUGCUCCGAUUGCGUUAAAGAUAUACUCAAUCAUGUUCAAUUGAUGCCAUUAUUUGUGGACCAAUGAGAAUCGAGUUGAAUUCAAGGACUUGUGUCACUGCAAAGACGGCGAAUGAUGUCAAAAAAUACUUUUAACAGGGAAACGUGUAUUCCUCUAUACUUCAGUCAGCAGCAUGGAAGGUCUUACACGGGGUCCGAGCCCCACGAAACCAUCGAACCUUUUUUUUUUAAUAACAUUUACUUAGAACUAUAAUUCUGUCAUCAAACGUUCUGUGGAAUAUAAACUGGAAAUUGAAUAAUACCCUAUUCUCAUAAACCGUGCAUACACUAAGACCUUUAAUGGUUUAAAAAAAGCACUUUUGUUUGAUACCCAUAUGUCGUGUUGUAUUAGAUUUGAGUAUUAAUAAUUCGUCGGCAGAGUUCCACAUGGUGACAAUAUUGAGACAUUGGUACCGCUGGAAUAGUUUUGAAAAUAUAUAUUCAAUGGUUUUAUAUACUGAAUAUGAGGAAGUAUUAUUAAAAGGCUGAAUCACAGCUCCCAAAGUUCUGUGGGUAGUAAUAUAAAAAACAUACAGCUCCACAAAGCCCACAGUCAUAUAUUGAGACAGAAUAGCAGAUAUGUCAACAAGUGGUCGUGUUGAAAAAAGCCUUUUUGUAUUGUGAUCAUUGUGUUGUAUUUUCCAUCGUGUCUGUGUAAUUUUGAUCUCUCUAUUAGUGCAAUGUGUCGUAACACUCUCUGUGUUAUUGUUUUGUAUUGUGAUCAUUGAGUUGUAUUUUCCAUCGUGUCUGUGUAAUUUUGAUCUCUCUAUUCGUGCAAUGUGUCGUAACACUCUCUGUGUUAUUGUUUUGUAUUGUGAUCAUUGAGUUGUAUUUUCCAUCGUGUCUGUGUAAUUUUGAUCUCUCUAUUCGUGCAAUGUGUCGUAACACUCUCUGUGUUAUUGUUUUGUAUUGUGAUCAUUGAGUUGUAUUUUCCAUCGUGUCUGUGUAAUUUUGAUCUCUCUAUUCGUGCAAUGUGUCGUAACACUCUCAGUGGUAUUGUUUUGUAUUGUGAUCAUUGUGUUGUAUUUUCCAUCGUGUCUGUGUAAUUUUGAUCUCUCUAUUCGUGCAAUGUGUCGUAACACUCUCUGUGUUAUUGUUUUUGUUUCUUGAUUUGUGAGCUCAAGUUUUACAUAAUCUCAAUAAAAUUUAUCUUCAAACAAUUUAGUUACGAGAGUUUU